ACGUUUUUUCUUUCUCACCUGGCUGAAGCCACGUAUUACUGUGGAUACGCCAGGGCAGGAAGUUAAACAUCAUUAAUCAGAAAAUGAGCUAAUCUGUGCCACAGCUGCAGACUUUCUGAUUCAUCAGCAGCAAAAGCUGUCUAAAAUCACAUAUUACUUGGAAGAAACGUUAUGGUCCAUCUGUUAUUAAACGAAGCAACAGCAGUGACAAAAAACUAAAGGACGAUAACGUUUUUUUUUUUUCUUUUUUUUAAUUCUGAUGCAUCAGAUUUAUUAAUAAUAUUUAUAGAAGAAAGUGAGGCGAAAAACAGCGACAGUUCAUGCUGCAAGUGCAUGUCAACUGGAAUGAAUGGUGCUGGCUUUGAGUUUCAGGUUUUUUUGGGGGUGUUAUUUCUGUUUUGAUGGGAAUACAAUAAACAAUCAAACGGCGAAAAAUGACCGCAAAAGUGACGCUAUAUAUACCUCGCUGGAGCUGUAAGGCAGAACAUUCAGACAAUAUUUAUUGACGACUGAAUAGCAGACAGAUGUCAAUCACAUCAAGUGAAUAUAUUAUUGCAGUCGCCGGUUAUUUCCACCUUCUGACGGUGACACUACCGAGGAAAACAUAAAACCAGCAACCGACCGCUCGUUGAGAGAGACUGCUAAGGAAUGCCGCCUUCCUGUACCUCUCUAUGUGAUGACGAAGACACUGCAAAAAAAUCGUCCAAAUGUCAGUAGUGUACGACACAUUACAACACGGGGAAAGCGGCAAAUGCUUUUAUCCUCAGGAUGACAAAAUAAUCUUCUGGGAAUUUCGAAUGAUGGAGAAGGCUGGAACCUCGCCGAGUCUUCGUUUAAAAUGGACAUUUCGUCAAAUAGCUCUGAUUUCCUUUGCUGGUUUCUUCAUUGUUCGGAGAACCGAAUCUACUGCAAUAACAAUGGCUGCCUGCAAUGGGAAGCUGGAACAGCACACAGAAAGGCGUGGAGUCCUUUACAGCCCGUCCUGGCCUCUGAGCUACCCAGCGGGGCUGAACUGCAGCUGGUAUAUCCAGGGGGACCACGGGGAUGUCAUCACUAUCAGUUUCAGGAACUUUGAUGUAGAAGAGUCUCGGAAAUGUGCUUCAGACUGGCUCCUGAUGGGCCCAGCUUCGAAGAGAGAGUACAGGGUGUGCGGCUCUGUCAUCCCCCCGCCCUUCAUCUCCACACGGGACCACGUCUGGGUGUUCUUUCACUCCGACAACGCCGGCUCUGGGAAGGCUCAGGGAUUCAGACUCUCCUAUAUCAGAGGUAAACUAGGCCAAAGCAGCUGCCAGACUGGUGAAUUCCUUUGCGGGAACGGCAAGUGCAUUCCCAGUGCCUGGAAGUGCAACACGAUGGACGAGUGCGGGGACGACACCGACGAAAAGAGCUGCGCAGCCCCUCCGACCGAGUCCCAAACCACCAUGUGUCCCUCGGGGACCUUCCAGUGCACUGGAGUCCACUCCACCCAGUGCUUAUCCAACAGCCUGCGCUGCAACUCCAACAAAGACUGCAGGGACGGCUCGGACGAGGAGGACUGCCCUGACACGUCCUGCGGGAAGCGGCUGGGGAACUUCUAUGGCUCCUUCGCCUCCCCAGACUUCUUCCGGCGCAACCACAGUGGAUCAGACCUGCGCUGCACCUGGUACAUGGAUACGCAGGACCCGCGGCACAUCAUCCUCCAGCUUGACCUGCAGCUGGGCUACAGCGACUACAUCCAGGUGUACGAUGGCAUGGGAGAACGCAGCGACAAGCUGCUGCAGACUCUGUCCUAUCACAACAAUCGCCGUUCAGCCAGCGUAGAGUCCUCCAGGGGGCAGCUCACGGUCCUGUACCAUGCCAAGCCCAAGAGCGCGGGCCACGGCUUCAAUGCCACCUACCAGGUCAAAGGCUACUGCUUCCCCUGGGAGCACCCUUGUGGCAGCGAUGAGGGCUGCUUCGCCGAUCACCAGCGCUGUGAUGGCUGGUGGCACUGCCCCAACGGCAAGGACGAAGAGAACUGCCCCGCUUGCCAAAAGGGCGAGUACCCCUGCGAGGGCAACAGUGGGGUGUGCUACGCGGGCCCGGACCGCUGCAACAACCAGAAGAACUGCCCCGACAGCUCGGACGAGAAGAACUGCUUCACCUGCCAGCUGGGCAACUUCCACUGCGGCACCAACCUGUGCAUCUUCGAGACGUGGCGCUGCGAUGGGCAGGAGGACUGCCAAGACGGCAGCGACGAGCACAACUGCCUGGUAGCGGUGCCCAGGAAGGUGAUCACCGCAGCACUCAUUGGCAGCCUCAUCUGUGGGCUGCUGCUGGUCAUCGCCCUGGGGUGCGCCUUUAAACUAUACUCCCUGAGAACCAGAGAAUACAGGGCUUUCGAAACCCAGAUGACCCGACUGGAGGCGGAGUUUGUGAGAAGAGAGGCCCCUCCCUCCUAUGGUCAGCUGAUUGCUCAAGGCCUUAUACCCCCUGUUGAGGACUUUCCUGUUUAUAAUCCAUCCCAGGCCUCAGUCUUGCAGAACAUCAGGACGGCGAUGCGACGGCAGAUCCGACAGCACUCCUCACGGAGAGCUUCCUCCCGGAGGAGACUGGGGUGGCUUUGGAGCUGGCUAUUCCAACACGGGGCUCGGGUUCGGGGGCAGAUUCCACUGCUGACUCCCCCCAGUACCUCCCACACCUCCCUCAGCCAGGGCAUCCACAGGUACCAGGCGGUGGGGGGGAGCGGCGGACACACUCCCUCCUCCACACCCCGGGGACUGGACCUGGAGGCAGAGUCUGUGGCCCCGUGCCAGCGUGGGGCUUUCCACAGGGACCACCAGCCCCCAGAACAUUCCCCUGUGGAUCACUCCCCUCAGUCCAGCACAGACGAGGCUGGGGACCAGACUCGUGGGGAGGAGGUAAGUCGUGACUUCUGUGCAGGGGCAGCCGGAUUCCAAAGCGAUCCUUUGUCUGAUCGUAUAGAAGCCCCUAAUACGGGUAGCGGCAACUCAAACAGACAUGAAGGAUCAGCGCCCACGAGGAACAGUAGCUCCUACAAACGAAAGCUGUCUCGGAAAGAGGUGCAGGGUCUAGCUGCUAACCUCCGCGGUGUGGCGCUGCGUCGAUGCUCUCACCCCAGGAGUGUGCCCUCUGCUCUGGACCAACCCUUCCAAAGCCGUGCCCGCCACUCAGACCUCAAGCAGGAGGAGCUCACGGGAAGUCAGAGUGUAAGUCAGAGGUGCCACUCUGUGGAAGUGCCAAUACAAGAAACUGCUGUGCUGUUCUGCUCCAGCCAGCAUGCCAGCGACGAUGAUGAGUCCCUUCUCGUCUGCUGAUUUAAAAAAAAAAAAAAUAAAUAAAAUAAAAAAAAAAAAUUUAUAAAGUGUUUCAGCUUCUCUUGGGACGAGACAAUUUCUUUCACGCCAAAUCUGUUUGCCAUAUAUUUUGUGUGUGGAAGUAGUUUUUUUUUUUUUUGUGUACUUGUUGUCGUUCCCCUCUCCCUUCUGUUUCACUCCAAAGGGAAUUGUAAUUCAAGAGACCUCCAUGAUCACCUACACCCUGCUACAGAAUCUCACCUGAAAUGAUUCUGGCAGCUACACCAGACCUUUUCAUAGAUAAUGAAAAUGAAUAUAUUCGGUCAGGUGCAUUAAAGGGAUAUUGGUGCAGCUUGGCUGUAUUUACAGUUAUACACAGUGCAAGGUUGAGCUCUGGUUCAGUAGCUCUCAUAGGUUGACGUCAAAGUGCAUAACACCGUUCCAGUUUAAAAUGCAUGACUUCCAUCCAACAUGUUUUACAGUAUAUUCACUGAUAGAUGAAAUGGUAGCCGUAUCAGUCCAGAGAUGACAAAGAGAAGAUGUGAUAUCUUUUAUUCGACUAACUGAACAAUACUGAAUUACAAGCUUUCAAGACCUCAAAGAUCUUUUUCAUUGUGUACAGUGCUACCAGUACAACUGACAACGCAAGACUCCAUUCAAGUUACCAGAUAAACAAUGUGCAUAGGAUUUACGGUUUUCAAUCUUAGUUUAAAUAAUCAUCUGUGAAAAGGGGACUUAUACUUAAAAAGUGCAUGUCUUACAAACUGUUUUCCAUUUACAGUAUUAUGGUACUUUUGGGAUUAUUAUGUGUAUCGUGCAAUAAACGUUAACUCUAUUGAACGCAUCAUUUUCUGUCAAAACGGACUUGCAAAACGAAUGCUGCCAUCCUUGCCUUACACAGUUUACUCAUGCAACUGAAGCUAUUUAAUUUGUAAAAUCUGAAAAUAUUG
This is a messenger RNA of Polyodon spathula (Mississippi paddlefish), 4225 nucleotides long. Its product is annotated as low-density lipoprotein receptor-related protein 3-like. The record is from RefSeq and is a predicted model, not a curated record. Gene Ontology annotation, molecular function: protein binding. The transcript is spliced from 7 exons. NCBI's taxonomy places the organism in Eukaryota, Metazoa, Chordata, Actinopteri, Acipenseriformes, Polyodontidae. Gene Ontology annotation, cellular component: plasma membrane. The coding region runs from base 708 to 3296 and encodes 862 amino acids.